AUGGUUCACGGUUCUCGACCCACCUCACUAAUUGUCCUCGCUGCUUUCACCUUUGUCGUGACAGCCAAUGCUCUUGCUCUAUUUUCCAUCAAACAAUCCAAGAAAAAGGCUGCCAAAUGGCCCCGUCGUGAAAAGCUACCCAAAGAUCUUGAGACCUGGAAGUUUUUCACAAUCAAAGAAUACAUGGAAGCAUGGAACGAGCUCCGCCCUCUUCUCGCGCAGCAUAACCUCGAGCUCUGGAGAACCUCGGCGGGGCAACAGCUCUGGGACCGCGACCUGCCUCCACAGGGCGACAACUUCUUCUACCUGACCAGUCACGACUUUCCGAAUAGCUCCCUGGCAAGAUGGUCCCAUUUCAGCGUGCUGACGGCGUGUCUGCACCACGCUGCGCGCAUGGAUGGAAUUCGCGAUGUCGUUCUCCGCGUCGUUUCCUUAUCAGCCGGAGAUACAGGCCAGACGCAUCUACGAAUAAUAAAGCGCCUGGCAUCACCCCCUGAUCAGCUGCUAAGCAGCAAUCACAUACUACCGAUAUUAAAAGAGAUUUACUUUGAGGAUAUAGUCAUUAUAGCCGUCCCGAAGCUUAUUUUUGAUGUUCGCGACGCGCUGCGCCAUGUAAAGGAUAACUCGGUCGAAGACGGGCUGUACAUGGCGCUCCAGGCUUUUGAGGCUACUGCGUACAUUCACCAAAACCUCAUUGCGCACCGUGAUUUAUAUUUAACUAACUUUAUGGUCGAAUGGAUGCCAGAGUCUCUCUCAAAGCGCACGACCGUGGCUCGUCCAAGGGUAUACAUGAUCGACUUCGAAACUGCCGUUGACUUCCCCCCGGACUCCUUAGAGGCGGAUAGAGUGUGCACGACAUUCCACCGGGAUCUAGACCAAUUCGGGCGAUACAUCGCACCGGAACUUCGAACAAAGGAGCCAUAUUGUCCUUUCAAGUUGGAUAUGUGGCAGUUGGGCGAAGAUCUGCGGAUUAACCUUGCGACCGGAUUGGAUGAGGUUGAUGGAUUGUGGCAGGCGCUUUGCAUGCCUAAUCCUCAAGACCGCAUGAAUGCUGACACGGCGCUUAAAACUCUCGACGAUUACCUUCGCAAAACUCCCUCCAUCAAUCUCCACAUGGCGAUUUUGGACCCGUUGGACGCCAAUGAACCCAUGUAUAUAUACGACUGA
Psilocybe cubensis is the source of this 1167-nucleotide messenger RNA. RefSeq lists its product as uncharacterized. Lineage: Eukaryota; Fungi; Basidiomycota; Agaricomycetes; Agaricales; Agrocybaceae. The coding region runs from base 1 to 1167 and encodes 388 amino acids. The record is from RefSeq and is a predicted model, not a curated record. The transcript is spliced from 5 exons. Gene Ontology annotation, biological process: protein phosphorylation. Gene Ontology annotation, molecular function: ATP binding; protein kinase activity.